GUGAUUUUUUAGUCUCAAUCCUAUUUCCUUAGGAAAGAGCCGAAGCUGCUAAAAGGGAGCGCUCAGCUGGAAGCCGCCAAAGAAAAUCCCAAUUCUCACUGGUAACUAACUGCCACCCGCACCUCCUCCCCUUUUUUCUUUCUUCUUUCCAGCUACACGAAGAUCGGAGCUUUAAAUAAAAUCAAAUGGAUAAGGAAACUGCUGUAGAAGACAAAACCGUCAUAACGGAAAGUCCCACAGGAGGUGAGUCUGGUGUUUGUGAAGUUGACACAAACCAGGAACCAUACGAGGGUAUGAUGUUUGAGUCAGAGGAAGCUGCCAAAGUAUUCUAUGAUGAGUAUGCUAGACGGGUAGGAUUUUUUACACGAAUUGUUUCAUCACGUAAGUCUGAGCGUGAUGGGUCAAUCAUUUCUCGCCGACUUGCAUGUAAUAAGGAGGGAUUUAAUGUCAACCGUCAAAAGUCAGGGCAAGUUCGCAUACGGAAGAGAGAAAGCAUACGUGAAGGUUGCAAGGCAAUGAUAUUGGUGAAGAGAGAGAAGCCAGGGCGGUGGACUGUGACCAAAUUUGUGAGGGAACAUAAUCAUCCCUUAGUAGUUUCUCCCGAAAAGGGUCGGCCAUCUCUUGAUGAGAAAGACAGGAGAAUCCGAGAGCUAUCCUCUGAAUUGCAUCGUGCAAAUCAGCAGUUAGCUGCAUGUCGGGAGCAGUUGCAAAUUUUCAUGACAUAUAUCAAGGAGCAUACCGAGUGCCUAUCGAAAACAAUUGAAGGGGCUGUUCAUGACAUAAAAGAGGUUGAAUCUACUGAACCUAACCUCCAUAGUUAACCUCGGGCAUUUCUAGUGAAUAUUUAUAAAGCUUUAUACUCUUGUAAAUAGGUGAAGGGGUUAACUAAAUUUAUUUAACCCUAUAAUUCUCAUUGCUGAUUUUGAAUACUCGAGAGAACCAAUUUAUGCAUGUAUAUUUUGUAUAGUGUAUAAAAUAUGACAGAAUAAUUUGAAAUAUCUGAGUAUGAUUCUUGAUAA
This is a messenger RNA of Mangifera indica (mango), 1019 nucleotides long. RefSeq names its product protein FAR1-RELATED SEQUENCE 5-like. NCBI's taxonomy places the organism in Eukaryota, Viridiplantae, Streptophyta, Magnoliopsida, Sapindales, Anacardiaceae. The coding region runs from base 186 to 821 and encodes 211 amino acids. The transcript is spliced from 3 exons. The record is from RefSeq and is a predicted model, not a curated record.